AUGCUGCGAGCUUCACGUCGGCGUAGCCGCGGCGAUGCAGUCUCUGAAGCUCCUCUCCUCGGCCAGAGGAGGUGCGAGGGCGUCCGAUUCAGCAGCCGGCAGUGCCCGGAGUGCUUCGCGCUGCUGGACCUCCCCGAGGCCAGGGCGGACGACAGCGCGCUGCAAGAAUGCGAGACGUGUGGGAGCGAGGCUCCUCUUCUAGGGGACGAGUCGAUCUCCACGAAGUCGACGCCGGCUGCAUCGGACCAGGUGCCCCUGGCGCCCGAGGCGGGUGCGCGCUGGCCGGGCGUCUCCACGUUCCGGGUCACGCAGGACAGGAGCGGCGGGGCAGCGCUCGGCAUCGCCGUCGAUUUCCACGACGGCUCCGCGGUGCUGAUUGAGGAAGUGGGCGAGGGGCUCUUCAAGCUGUGGAAUGACCGCAACGAAGAUGCAGAAGUCAGAAGCGGUGAUUAUCUGGUUGAGGGGAACGGCAUUUCUGGCAACUCGAGGCUGAUUUGUGUUGAGUGUGCUGAGACCAAUUUAUUGGAGAUUGUCGUCCUCAGGAGGGGGCCCAUGUUCUGA
Prorocentrum cordatum is the source of this 561-nucleotide messenger RNA. The record is from the annotation of a GenBank genome assembly. Lineage: Eukaryota; Dinophyceae; Prorocentrales; Prorocentraceae.